AUGGAAAAUAACCGGACAAAAAGACAGUCACUGCUUGCCGUGUGUACCACAAUUUUAAGCAUAAAUAAACAGUCGCAAAAACAAAGACGCACAAUAACAGAGCUUUCUCUGCAAAAUAACUCAACGGCAAUGGCCACUCACUUGUACACCUCUUAUUCUCCAAUCACUACCAACACCAUCUCCGCUAGCAACAACAACAAUAAGAUUAUUUCUAUUCCUUUACUGUCUAGACAUGGUAAAGCAAUAGCCUCGCCUCUUUCUCUCAGAAGAACUACCUCACUUUCCAUAUCGGCAGUUGCAGGAACCACUGUUGUGCAGGUCGAUGGACCCGCAACCUCCAGUAAAGGGCCAAAGUCUUUGCCUUUUAGAGUGGGUCAUGGGUUCGAUCUUCAUCGGCUAGAGCCUGGUUACCCUUUGAUCAUUGGUGGGAUUAAUGUUCCGCACGAUAGAGGCUGCGAAGCUCACUCUGAUGGAGAUGUGUUAUUGCACUGUGUUGUGGAUGCAAUAUUGGGUGCACUGGGGCUGCCUGAUAUUGGGCAGAUAUUCCCAGAUUCUGAUCCCAAGUGGAAAGGAGCACCAUCAUCUGUUUUUAUCCAAGAAGCUGUGAGACUUAUGCAUGAGGCAGGCUAUGACAUUGGAAACUUAGAUGCCACCUUGAUUCUUCAAAGACCAAAACUGAGCCCACACAAGGAAGCUAUCAGAGAAAAUUUAUGUAAACUGCUUGGAGCAGAUCCUUCUGUCAUAAAUCUGAAAGCUAAAACUCAUGAGAAGGUCGAUAGCUUAGGCGAGAAUAGAAGUAUCGCAGCUCACACUGUCGUUCUUCUUAUGAAGAAGUAGACGCGACCUUUAAAAACUCAGAAUGAUUUGAAUGUACCCAUUAUACUUCAUCACCACUGUUAUUAGUUGUUUAGACAGAUGAACAUGUUGGUUCUUUUGAUCUUUCGGUUGUAUACUAGAAUAAUUUCGUAAUUUCCUUUAGUAAUGCGAGUUGGCUGCAAAGUCAGUUGCCAUUCUUUCUGUAUUAUUGAUAUAUGAUGGUAUCUGGAAGAAUAGUAUUACCAUUACAAUAAUUCUUGCAAUUUAAGGAUGGUGAUCAGUGAGGUCUCACCUGCUGGUUAUAGCA
Messenger RNA from Jatropha curcas, 1123 nucleotides. It is a transcript of the gene ISPF, whose product is annotated as isoprenoid F. Gene Ontology annotation, molecular function: 2-C-methyl-D-erythritol 2,4-cyclodiphosphate synthase activity. Lineage: Eukaryota; Viridiplantae; Streptophyta; Magnoliopsida; Malpighiales; Euphorbiaceae. The record is from RefSeq and is a predicted model, not a curated record. Gene Ontology annotation, biological process: terpenoid biosynthetic process.